Molecule: messenger RNA, 1271 nt
Organism: Solea solea (common sole)
Lineage: Eukaryota; Metazoa; Chordata; Actinopteri; Pleuronectiformes; Soleidae
Gene: il12a
Product: interleukin 12a
Exons: 6
Coding region: 146-826 (226 amino acids)
Biological process (GO): immune response
Cellular component (GO): extracellular region
Molecular function (GO): growth factor activity; interleukin-12 receptor binding
Source: RefSeq, a predicted model, not a curated record
GAAAACAGCAGAGAUAAAAGCAGCAGCAGCAACACAGUCCUGCUCAUUUACAGCCUCCAUCAACACACACUCUCUCUCUCUCUCACACACACAGACACACACACACACACACACACGCAUCUUCAGUCUGAGCAGAAACAACACAAUGGUCAAGUGUAACUUGUACUUCACCAGCAGCUGCUGCUGCUCCCUCCUCCUCCCGCUGCUGCUGCUGCAGCUGCUGACCCUCAACUGCCGCACCACUGCGGGACUUCCGGUCAACGCGGACAGGUGCGCGCGCUGCAAUCGGCUCUUCAAGACGCUCCUGCUGAAUAUCACAGAGCUUCUGAAAAGUGAAGAUUUAUGCUUCGGCAUCCUGUCUGAUAAGGUGGUGUUGGGUAAAGCUGAGACAUUAAUGUCCUGCACACCCACUCUGGCUCAGAACUCAAGCUGCAUGAUGCAAAGACAUUCAUCCUUCAGUGAGAGUGAAUGUUUGCGGAACAUCAUGAAGGACCUGGUUUACUACGAAGCUGCCAUUAAAUCGUACCUGAACUCCACGCUCAGAAGCCCUACAGAAGAAGCUGCUCUUCUGAGUCCAACUCUGGGAAUAAUAAAGAGCUUGAAGGUGUGUGUUUAUCAUGUAUAUGUGUCAGUGGUUGAAAAGGUGUGGGGGAGAAUAGAAACAGGCUGGGAAAUAACAUUUGAACACAACCUAAUGACAUGUUCUUUGGUUCAACGCAGAACUGCUCCCCGAUGCCAGCUGAAGAGAACAAACCUUCAGAGGAAGACGCAGCUCAGAUGUGGGGAGGGGACACCUUCAACAACAGACAGGAGAUGUGCAAGAUGAUGAGAGGCUUCUACGUGCGAACCAUCACCAUCAACCGAGCCAUGGGUUACAUCGCUUCGGGAGACCACAGGAAGUAAACAUCAUCGCCAUCACCACCGCCGCCAUCUCUCCAAUCAAUACCACAUUGUCGUCUACACUCAUUUAAAUGAUCGCAACAUUCACUACCAUCACCUGUACCUGCAACUACUGACCACGUAGUUCUCUACACUGCACCUGUCUGCAUGAUUUACUGCUCAGGCAUAAGCUCGUCGUUCAGCCUCAAGUCAAAAUAUUGCUAAGGUUAUAGUAGUGGAGGCCAUGUUGGCCCUUUUACACCUAUGAAUGUAUUCCAAUAUUUGGGGGAAUGUAUUUAAUUAUUUAAUAUCUAUUUAUUACAUUUAUUUAUUUGAUGGUCUGUGAUGUUAUUUAUUGCUAUUUAUUAUUAUAAUAUUUGAUUUCUUUUUUU